Messenger RNA from Acipenser ruthenus (sterlet), 4228 nucleotides. RefSeq names its product BMP/retinoic acid-inducible neural-specific protein 1. The transcript has 8 exons. The record is from RefSeq and is a predicted model, not a curated record. The coding region runs from base 434 to 2719 and encodes 761 amino acids. NCBI's taxonomy places the organism in Eukaryota, Metazoa, Chordata, Actinopteri, Acipenseriformes, Acipenseridae. Gene Ontology annotation, biological process: negative regulation of mitotic cell cycle; positive regulation of neuron differentiation.
UUACAAUCACUGGCAGUCUGCUACAGUCUACAGAUCCUGCCUUCUCCACGCACCUGAUCUGUACAGCACUAUCCCGCCUCACCUGCGCCUUUGCUCCCGGUCGCAUUAAAACAAAUAGGAUUCUUUUUUCUCCAAUCGCUCGCUCUCUUUCUCUCUCGUCUCCCACCCUCUCUCUCUACUGAUGUCUGCAACCUGAUCAGUCAGAAACGGAUUUUUCUCUCCUGAGCAUGCGAAGGUCUGCCAAAUCAUCCGCAAUUCAGCAUCAAAGCCCCGGCUAUCAGCAUGAACAGUGGAUACACGGGUUUCAGCAGCAGAAGUUUUCCUCUAACAGAAUAAAACGCAGGGGACUUUAGAUCCCAGCCAUAGGGGAGAAUCAAUUUUAGGUCUCCACAGAAUGGAGCAAGAAUGAACAGAGAGCGGCUGAAAGAAAAGCAUGAACUGGAGGUUUAUUGAGGUCAUCUACUUCCUGUUUAUAUGGGACCAUAUAACAGUACAGUGUUCCCGCCAGGACCCAUCCACUGCCGAGCACCAUGUCUCCAAGCAAUUUGAUUGGCUCAUUUCCGACCGGGGGCCUUUCCACCACUCUCGGGGUUAUUUAUCCUUUGUGGAAAGAUUUCGUCAAGGAUUUACGACCAGAUAUAAAAUUUACAGAGAGUUUGCCCGUUGGAAGGUGAGGAACACUGCCAUUGAAAGGAGGGAUUUACUCCGCAAUCCUGCCCCUUUAAUGCCAGAGUUCCAAAAGAGCAUCCGGCUGCUGGGAAGGAGACCCUCCACGCAGCAGUUCAUCGACACCAUCAUCAAGAAGUACGGGACCCAUAUACUGAUAUCCGCCACACUUGGAGGUGAGGAGGCGCUGACCAUGUAUAUGGACAAGAGCAAACUGGACAGAAAGAUGGUGAACGCAACGCAGAGUGUGGAGGCCCUUCACCAGCUGGCAUCGUCCUACUUCAUAGACCGAGACGGGACGAUGAGACGGCUACAUGAGAUUCAGAUUUCAUCCAACGCCAUCAAGGUAACAGAGACUCGGACAGGACCCCUGGGUUGCAGCAGCUAUGAUAACCUGGACUCGGUGAGUUCAGUGCUCCUGGAAAGCCCUGAGAGCAAGCUUCAUUUACAAGGUCUGCAAGUCAUUUUCCCUGAAUACCUCCAGGAAAAGUUUGUCCAGUCGGCACUCAGUUACAUCAUGUGCAAUGGAGAAGGGGAGUACCUGUGUCGAAACAGCCAGUGCAUCUGUCAGUGUGGUGAAGAGUUCCCACAAUGCAACUGCCCAGUCACUGACAUCCAAAUAAUGGAGAAUACACUGGCAGGCAUGACCGAGUCCUGCGCCACAGCCUACAAAGACUUUGAAAAUUCAGAUGAAUUUAAAUCCUUUCUCAAGAGGCUUCCUUCGACUCACUUCUUGCCCGUCAGCAGUGUUCACCAGCUCUGGGGGAAUGACUGGGAUCUGCAGGCCCGCUACAGACUCCUGCAAAGCUCCAUGGAGGCCCAUAAACUGAAAAUGCAACGCACAGCUCGGAAACUGUUUGGCCUUAGUAUCCGCUGCCAUCACAAUCCUAACCACCAGAUGCCUAGAGAAAGAUCUGUAAUGCAGUGGCUUAACCGGGUCCAGUCCUUUUUGUACUGCAAUGAAAAUGGGUUUUGGGGGACCUUCCUGGAAAGCCAGAGGACCUGCGUCUGUCACACAGGGGCCAACCUGUGCCAAAGACCCAUCCCCUGCAUCAUCGGAGGUAACAACAGUUGUGCCAUGUGCAGUCUGGCCAACAUCUCUCUGUGUGGCUCCUGCAACAAGGGCUUUAAGCUGUACCGGGGCCGCUGCGAGCCCCAGAAUGUGGACUCGGAGCGCAGCGAGCAGUUCAUCAGCUUCGAGACCGACUUGGAUUUCCAGGACCUUGAGCUCAAGUACCUCCUGCAGAAGAUGGACUCCCGUCUCUACGUCCACACCACCUUCAUCAGCAAUGAGAUCCGCCUGGACACCUUCUUCGAUCCCCGGUGGCGCAAGCGGAUGUCGCUCACCCUCAAAAGCAACAAGAACCGGAUGGACUACCUCCACAUGGUCAUCGGGCUCUCCAUGAAGAUCUGCCAGAUGAGGAACAGCAGCAUCGAGCCCAUGUUUUUUGUUUACAUUAACCCUUUCAGCGGCAGCCACUCGGAAGGAUGGAACAUGCCCUUCGGGGAGCACGGUUACCCCCGUUGGGAGAGGGUCAGGCUCCAGAACACACAGUGCUACAACUGGACACUCUUGCUGGGGAACAGGUGGAAGACCUUUUUCGAGACUGUGCACAUUUACUUGCGGAGUCGGGCCAAGCUGCCCACGACGUUACGCAAUGAAACGGCUCAAGGGCCCGUGGAUCUCUCGGACCCAGCUAAGCGGCAGAUCUACAUCAAGAUCUCAGACGUGCAGGUGUAUGGGUACAGCUUGCGUUUCAAUGCAGACCUGUUGCGGAGUGCUGUGCAGCAAGUCAACCAGUCCUACACUCAGGGGACGCAGUUCUACUCCUCCUCCUCCGUGAUGCUGCUGUUGCUGGACAUCAGGGACAGAAUUAAUCGUCUCGCCCCUCCAGAGGCUCCCGGGAAACCCCAGCUGGACCUCUUUUCCUGUAUGCUGAAGCACCGUCUGAAACUCAAUAACAGCGAGGUCAUUCGGGUCAACCAUGCACUGGAUAUGUACAACACAGAGAUCUUAAAACAAUCAGACCAUCUGACUGCCAAACUGUGUUGAACUGUUUCUUUUGUCUUUUUUCUUUAGCUUUUUUGAUGUAAAAUUAGAAUUUGUAAAUGUAAUUAUAAGAUAAAAAGAGAAAUCUCCACCAUUUAACUAGAAAUGGAACCCAUUUAACAGACUACCAUAUUUGUCUGAGCAUGUUUGUUGUUUCCUUUAACAGACAAAAAGAAAAGAAAAACGAUGGUUAUCAUGAGGCCUUGAAUUUAUUCAGAAAAAAACUGAACAAGCUCUCAAAUACUGCCAUUCUUAAAUCGGUUCAAACUUUUUAAGUCUUAUUAAUAAAAUCAAUGACAGAUGAGAGCAAUCAAAAAAUUAAUCUCUUUAAUUUAGCAACACAUUUUGUGAAAUAACAAAAGGUAAUGUUUAAUAUGAACUCAUUAAAUGAUAUUACAAAAGAAAAAACUGUUGCUGCUUAGAUGUCAACAUUAUUUUAUCUACAUGUACGUUAGUAUGAGCAGAAAACCAUAGCACACUCUUAAAGGGAUACUGCUCUUUGUUACAUCUUAAACACAGUACAAACCUGCACUUUUCUUUUUCUGUUUAAAGAGAAGUUUGAAUACUAUAAUACAAUGUUGUCCUUUUAAUAAAGACAGUCAGGAUGAGUGUGAUUUUUUUUUUUUUCCCCCCCAAAUACAGCACAGGUCUUAAAAUGCUCUUGUUUGCGCUGUAUGUAACUUGGACACCAAAAUAUCAGUGUUUUUGUGUGUGUUUGUCUGUGUGCAUACAUAAACCUGUCAAUGUUUGCAAAAAAAAAGAAGAGGGCACCUUAUGACCAGAUUCACGCAAACAUGCUCUACUGUACAAUUGAGGAAUCAGCAUUACAAAGUAGAUGACUGUUCCACUAGCAGUCCUAAGGAAGCAUUUUCUACAUCGUGAUAUGAUUUCCAUUGUAGCUGCAUGUGUCUCCUGCUUGCAGUUGUGCCAGGAAUUAAGGAUGUUCUCAUAGAGAGGCAUAAUUGAAGCACUGAUUAUAGCCCUGGCCACUAUUCAUCUUACUGCUGUAUUAAGAAAGCCUUAACUAUGUUGGAGACGGAGAAUGUUUGGGCUUCACUAGUUUUCCACUGUCUGGAUUGUAGCUGGGUAAAUGUCUCUUUUGGGGCUUGAUACAGUAUAGGAAAUAUAUACUAUGGAGUGUCAAAAUCUUAAUUGUCUAAUUGUCCAGUUUUGUUUCUUUGUUACCAUGUUUUAUUACCUACCUUCAAAUGAAUGUGACAAAAAUUAAAUCAUAUUUAUAUUAAAAAAAGGUUAUAUUUAAUAUUAACGGUGUAUGUGUAAAAAAAACAAAUGAAGCAUUAUUAUUUUCAGUAGUUCAUUUUUGAAAUAUGUAAAAUCUUUGAUAUAGGUUCCUUUGGCUUCUUAGUAAAAGACCCUAUUAUUACUGAUGUAACAUAGUUCGAGAUGGGACAUGGUUGACCCAAAGGACAAGUCGUACACAAAUUGCCCUAAGUAUGAAACAGUAUCCAAGGUAACUGAUUAAUAAAUGACUGAUUGCUUCUACAAAAGCCA